UCGCGCUUACCACAGAAAGACUAAAGUGGAUGGUUGUUAGAAGGCUGCUGUUUUCUUCGUUGCAUUAAGUUUGGUUCAUCGAGCGCCUUCCUAACCCGGAUGGCGAACGAGCGGCUCCGAAUCCUGGAGGAUGUGGAGAAGGAUAUCGCGGUGGUCCUACAGUGUGCUGGAAACAUUGUUCUGGAACUCUCCAAAGACAAACACAACGCCAGCUUCCUGGACAGGCAACUGGUCCAGUUCCAGACGUCAAUCAGUCGAGUGGAGAAUGAACUGGGUGCCCAGAUCCGCUACCUCACACAGGUUGCUACUGGUCAGCCACACGAGGGCUCCACUUACUCAACCAGGAAGGACUGUCAGAUGUCACUGAACAGAGCUGAGUAUGCGAAGGUCAAGCUGGGAGAACUGGGUCGGACAUGUGAAGCCAUGCUGGAGCAGCAGCAGCAGAUAUGACAGAACAGAGGCCACGUGUCUGCCAGCUGUUACCGUGGUCACCGGGUUCACAGCAGCAGCUCCCUGUGUUGGGUGGGACUGUGUGUCAAUGGUGUUCCACAGACGGGGCUUAAAACUGUUGGAGUGAUACAAACCAAGACGCUGGACUAAAGGCAGGUUUUUGAUUCAUUAAAUAGUGGUAUUUUUUUUAAACGUAAAACUUUCAUUUUGUAAUUGUAAUUUUAUGUUAUGCAACAUUCAAUAAACUUGUAAAUUUCACUACAUCUCCUACA
Molecule: messenger RNA, 722 nt
Organism: Poecilia reticulata (guppy)
Lineage: Eukaryota; Metazoa; Chordata; Actinopteri; Cyprinodontiformes; Poeciliidae
Gene: med11
Product: mediator complex subunit 11
Biological process (GO): regulation of transcription by RNA polymerase II
Cellular component (GO): mediator complex
Molecular function (GO): transcription coregulator activity
Source: RefSeq, a predicted model, not a curated record